AUGGAGUUCAAGCAGUGGACGGAGAACCGCUACCGGCACCCGGUGGUGCUGGUGUUUGCGAGCCCCACGGCCGAGCAGGCCUGUGGCCGCAACGGCAUGGACCUGAUCCAGAUGCUUCGGCCCUUCUCCGUGCACCCGACGGAGCUCUUCGCCCACUUGGGCGAUCGCGCCGACACCGUGCUGGUGCGCAACUUCGGGGUGCGGCUCACCCGACUGCAGUGCGUGCGGGAGGUGGACGCGGUGCAUUGUGCGCGCCACCUCCGCCACGUCUUGCGCGACCACGCGGCGAUGGAGUUGGCGUACGGGGAGCAGCUGGACCGCGCCAUGUCGUGUCUGCUGAAGGAGAACGGCGGGAUUGUGGCGGGGCCGCGGCCCGCCGCACAGGUGGCGUCGCAGCUGCUGGAGCGCUCGCACCCGGCGUGGCACUCCCAGUUUAUCCGCGACUACGCGUGCCUGGUGCGCUGCAGCCACUUUGACACCCUCGACCACCCGCUGGGCUGCAUCUACGCCGCCUCCACGCGCGAGGCAGGCGGCGUAGAGGGGAUUAUGCGGGAAUUUAAGGAACAGCAAAAGCAACCGGCCGAGACGCGGCGGGGCAUGCCCUGCAUGGACGACGAUCUCCACAGCUACUUCCUUCUUCUGCAUGAUAUGACGGAGGGGCCGUCGCUGGAGGAGGCGCGGCGCAUGUUCGUGGCGGUGCAGGUGCAGUACGGCCACGCCCAUUGUGCUCUGGUGAAGAUCAACUCCGUGGCGAACCCGCAGGACGUGAAGAGCAUAGACCCCUCGCUCUGGGUCGAGGCGAACGUGCCCGCCGUGGACGUCCCCUCCCGACAGGCGGUCCACGCGGCGCAGCGGCAAGCCACCGACACGCAUUUCUCCGGAGGAGGCUCUACGGAGGGCAGCAGGGGCGGUAGCGCUCUGAGCGCCACGGUGGGCUCCUUGAGCCCUGCCGAGGGCAGCAGCAACUCCGCGAGUGGGCAUGCGAACACCGCCGCCCCUGCCUCCCUGCAGUUCCCGCGUGUGGCGACCAGGUUUGGCAGCUGGUCGGACGGCAUGGCCAAGGUCACCGGCUGCUACUUGAGUCCUGAGAAUGUGGAGGAGCUGCGGCAGGUCAUGGCGUAUUACCUCUCACGAAGCCUCUUCAACUUUGUAGAGCGGAAGCUGCGGGUGUUGGUGCUCGCAAUCAACGAAAAACGUGUGACCACGUUUGGCAAGGUGGCCGCCUGGUUCCGCAACAAGGAUGAAGCCAAGGUGAAGCGUGAAACCUGGGUCGCGAGCCGCGAGGGCGGCCCCACGAUGUAUCUUGCCGGGUCGCUGGAGAUGCAGAUGCGUCGCGCCGCCGAUCUUCUGCUGGCCCUUGCCGACUAUGACUCGGCGAUUAGUUACUAUCGCAUGUGCCGCAGUGAGGCGCUCGCGACCGUGUCGUCGCGCGAGUUCAACCGACCACUCAUCGCGGCCUGUCAAGAAGGCAUUGGUGUGUGUGACCUGCUGCUGGGGCGCCUGCCGCUGCCGAGCACGGCGCCGUGGGCGGUGGGCGGCACAACCUCGAAGGGCGGCGUUGACUGCCGCCUGGAGGUCGCGCAGAACGACUACGCGGCCUGUCAGGUGCACACCUACGCCCUCCGGUUGUCGCUCAUGCUCUACGAGUACUGUCGCACCCGGUCCCCGCCGGCGGUGGAUCGUGCCGCGGCUGCGCUGCUGCACGUGCAACGUGCUGGGACCGGGUCCAAAAACAAGUUGUACUCCGCCGUCUUGCAUGAGCUGCUGGCGGCGGUGUUGCUGUUCCGCAACCCGCCACUGCCCGCGGGGAUGUCGGUCCCUGCCCUUUUGCCCAACAGUUUCCCGCUGCGGUCGCACGUGCGCCAGUACGCGCGUCACAUGAUUAUCGCGGGCAGUGCGCACCUGGAAAACAACCUCCUUGAGAGCUCGUUGCGUUGCUACCUGCGCGCCCUGCGCGUGUGCGGCGGAGCCGGUCGUCGCGGCAACUGGCAACUCAUAUUUGAGCACCUGCACACGCUGCUAGCCCACAUAUACCGCAAACUCGGAAAUCAAAUACGUAGCAUUGUCAUGGCAUCCAUUGCGGUGUCGAUGGGGACGCCCAUGUACAGCAACCCACACACCGGGCCUCACAACUUUGACGCGUUUUGGGGACGGCAGCGGCGGGUCUUGGGCAACCUCGGCUACACGCUCUGCCCGCACAUGGUUGCCCCCUGCGUCUUGCCAGAGUCCAUUCGCGUCAGCACGAAUGCGUUGCGCGCCGCGGAGGCGACGGCGCUGGAGUCGCAGGCGGUCAGCGACGAGCUGGCGGAGUUGGAGUGGCAGAAGAUGGAGGAGAAGCUGCGGCGGCACUACACCGGCUGCGCCUCCGCCCCGCCGCGUCAUCGCUUGAACUCGCGAGACGAGCCUGGAGGCAUGCGACGCUACUCCAUGCACCUCACGGAGCCGUUGGAAAUCACGUUUACGCUGCGGAACCCCAUUGGUGGUCCUCUCACAGCCGAGAAGCUCUGUCUCUUGUACGUCGCGAAGCAAAAGCCGGAUCAGCUGUGGAAAAGUGCCGCUGCGCAGACUGUGGAGUUGCCGGCGGCGGCGUCGAAGUCGGUCAGCUUGUCCUUCUCGCCAAGCGAGGAGGGCACCUACGUCAUCAUUGGGCUUUGCUGGACGCUCAUGGAGCUGGAGGGGUACUACUACUUCGCCACGCAGACGCACAAGGCGGAGGGCGGCGGCGGGGCAUUUGAGUACGCCAUCGAGCACCCCGUGCCGGACGUGGCGGCGGCGGCGAACAUAGAGGUUGCGGUUGCGCCUCCGCAGGCGUGGAUCACGGCACGCCUCGACCCCGAACUUCCACCUCUCCUGCGGGAUGGGGAAUACUACCAGACGACGCUGGUCUUGACAAACGAGAGCUCCUACCGCACGGCGCGCAACAUCGCCCUGCAACGCAGCCCGAGAAAUGCGCAUGUGGCCUGGAUGGACGGCUUCAGCCUGGAGCGCAACCUCGAUGCGGAGGCGACGCUGGCGCUGGAGGAGGAGCUUGCCCCAAAGGCAAUUGUCACGCUGCCGCUGACGGUGCAGGCCCAUCACAGCCGGGACUCCUCCGCGCGGUGCAAGAAUAACAUUUUUUUCCUUGUGGGCUACACCUCGGGGAGCCAAAAGGAGGAGGGCGUCUUGUCCCCCGGCGCCUCUGUCACUUCCACGUUUGUGGCUUCCCGCUUUCAUCGCUUUUUCCGUCGCUUCGUGGUGAAGUCGGCGAUUCUGCUCUCCUCUAUGGUUUUGCCCCCCGCGAACGCGACGCUGGCGACGGCGGCGCUCAUCACGGCCAGCAACGUCUCCGAGGCACGAGACCCACCGCUGCGGGUGUCGCGGGUGAUGGUCGUGCAUCGGCCGCGCUGGCGCGUUGCCCCCACCUCGCUUGGGAGCCUCCUGGCAGACAACGCACUGGACUGCAUUUUGUCCCCCGGCGCGGCCCUCUGUGUCCCGCUCAGCGUGGUGAGUGAAACGCCAGCGGCAACCUCCGCCGAUGGCGCGGCGGCGAUGGUGGAGGAGGUGUGCAUUCCGCUCUCCUCGGCCCUGCCAGGGGCCGCGCGGCGCACGGCGGUGGAGGCCAACAUCGGGGCCGGCGUCGUGGACUCGGCGGUGAACGUGUACUUCAUGCGCUGCAGCUUCCGUGGGCCCGGGACCAUCGGCGAGGUGAACGUCCCCGAGGCUCUCCCCUUCUACCUUGACAAGGCAGGCGUCUCGACGACGUCGGCGGGAACGAAUGAGGCGGCAGCCCCGCAGGAAAACCCCUACCACCCCCAUCCGCAGCGGCAACAGCACCAGCAUUCACUGGUGUCUGUCGUGGAGCCGUUUACGCCCAUUUGUGUGGCGGUGGUCUGGGCGGUGGAGGAGCAGGGGCAUAUGCACAGCGGGCAUGUCUUUCACUUUUUCGAUCCCGUUCAUUGCCUUUCCUCCUGUGAGUCCUCCGUGGCUGAGGCGCACGAGCGACUGCAGGAGCACCUCUGUGAGUCUAUGAUUGAGAAUCGCACUCUUCACGCCCGCCACGGUGCGCUCUUCUACCACGUGGCGGUGCCGUACACUGUGGAGUCGACGGCAGACAGCCCGGAUGCCGUGAUGAUUCCCGUCACGGUGCACUGCCGCUCGCUCGCGGCGCAUCCGCUGCUCGUCACGGUAAAAACCACGACACCCGGUUCUCUCGCCUCUGUUCCCUCCUCCACCUCGUCUCCCGUCCCUGUCGUCUUCGUGGGGAAGACGAGUGCUGGUUUUUUACUUUUGCCCCACGAAAAUUACUCGCUAAAAUUCACGGCCUGCGCCUUUGCCCCGGGGGUGGCGGACUGCAAUCUCUUUGAGGUGAGUGCGGUGGCACUGCGACUUCCGCCGGUGGGAGACCGCGGUGCGUGGCAGACGGGCACCUCGCGCAGCGCCCUGAUGACACUACUCGGAGGGACCACGGCGUGCCUUGUUGGGGCCCCGGAACCGUGCAUCGCAGCAGGGCUGGGCGGGGGAGGCUGUGGUGGGAGCAACUGUAGUGGUGGCGGCACGGCACACUUAGGCGGCGUCGGGGCUCUGGUGUGCGAAAGCAUCCGCAUAGUAGUCCUUGGCCACGGCAUAGCCGCCAUCGCGCGCGUUCUUUUUCUCUCCUCCUCAUCGGCGGCCAUGCAGGCGGCGGCGGCGCGGGUGCAGCCGUUCCAGGAGGAGGCCGAGCUGUAUGAGCGGCAGUGCAAGGCGCUUGAGCAGUGGCGGGCCCUGCACGAGGCCAGCGCAGGCACGCAGGUGCAGAAGGAAGACGCGCUCUUGUCCUUGUACCCUCCCCGGGCACACGACCUGGCGGAGAAGCUGCAGAAGAGGCCCCUUCCCACGGGGCAGUCAGACACGCCCCUGUCGCAGCCGCAUUGCGGAAGCGCCGGUGGGACCGGCUCCACCGGUGCCGCCGCGUUGGGCUACGUCGCGGCAUCGCCGACUUCCUCAGACGGCGCGGUGGACGUCGCCAGCCGCGUUGAGCAGCAGGAUAGUCAACAAGGGCUACGAGACGUGACCCUCUCGCGGGGGGAAUCGUCGGAGUUGGAAACGGACACAAGCGACUCCAGCACGACGAGUGGAGACGAGCCUGCGUAA
Molecule: messenger RNA, 5109 nt
Organism: Trypanosoma conorhini
Lineage: Eukaryota; Euglenozoa; Kinetoplastea; Trypanosomatida; Trypanosomatidae
Exons: 1
Coding region: 1-5109 (1702 amino acids)
Biological process (GO): endoplasmic reticulum to Golgi vesicle-mediated transport; protein localization to phagophore assembly site
Cellular component (GO): cytoplasmic vesicle; TRAPPIII protein complex; phagophore assembly site
Source: RefSeq, a predicted model, not a curated record